GCGGAAACGAACGCCACGUUUUGUUGCUGUUUUUUGUUUUUAAUUUUUAAAUUUGUAAUGGAGUUUAAUGAAGCUAAAUCAGAGCUGAAGCAGUUACUGAGGAGAGUGGCUCCGUGUGAGCUCCACAAACUGAUGGACUGGAUCAGAAACUCUGAUGAGCUGGAGGACCUGCUGGAGGACAACAGCAGGGUGAUGCUGCAGAGCAUCGCCGACCACCUGAGAGCUCUCCUCCCUCUGGAGGCCACGUUACCCACCGAGACCACUGCGAACCUCAAGAUGCAGCAGCGGUCGCGGCCCACGGUGCACGUGGAUGGUUUCCUGUACGAUGACGAGCAGGUGGACUCUCUGUGUGAGGCGGGAGCGAUGAGUCGAAGCUACUGUCUGAACUGUGGCUCCUACAGGACAGCACCUUUAGACUUCAUCUCUCACUCAUUUUCCAUCUCUGAGCUUCAGUUUCUCUUCCAGAAUGUUCUUCCAGACCUGACUGGACGAAGGCUGCUUGAUGUCGGCUCCAGACUGGGAGCUGUGCUGUACGGGGGUUACGUGUACAGCUCGGCCUCUCAGCUGCUCGGACUGGAGGUCAGCGAGGAGUUUGUCCGGCUGCAGAACAGUGUGGUGGAGAAGUACCGGCUGUAUGACAGAGUCCAGGUUCUUCAUGCUGAUGUUUGUACGCAGGCAGUUCUUCUGCAGAACACGGAUGUUCUGGUCAUGAACAAUGUCUUUGAGUACUUCCUGGAGCCCAGCGAGCAGAUCAAAGCCUGGAGGUUCAUCAUGCAGGAGUUCAGGAAGAAAGGAGCUCUGCUGGUGACGGUUCCAAGCCUGCAGGAGAGUCUGAGUGCUCUGAAGGAGGCACUACAGCCCGGUUGGGUGGAGGAACUUCCUGUGGACUAUGAUGUCAACCUGAGAAGAGACAUGGACCUUGAAGCACUGAGACAGAUCCACCUGUACAGGAUCAUGUGACCAAAGACAGAUCCACCUGUACAGGGUCGUGUGAACUUUUUCAGAACUGCUCUGGUCCCCACAUUCCUGAAAAACCAGUGUUCUAAGAAAAAGAGGGUUUGGGACCAGGGUGCAGAUGAACCUGGUCCUGGUACUGUUCAUCAUGGUUGCAAAGAUCUGAUGGAGCUGUUGUGGACAGAUUCAGAGAGGUGUGAGGUUCACUGAUUGCAAAAAAAAAAAAAAAAAAAAAAAAAAAAAAAAGUGAAAAAAAAUAUUAAAAGGGAAAAAAACAAAACUCAAUAAAC
Thalassophryne amazonica is the source of this 1244-nucleotide messenger RNA. RefSeq lists its product as uncharacterized. Gene Ontology annotation, molecular function: methyltransferase activity. The coding region runs from base 58 to 960 and encodes 300 amino acids. The transcript has 8 exons. NCBI's taxonomy places the organism in Eukaryota, Metazoa, Chordata, Actinopteri, Batrachoidiformes, Batrachoididae. The record is from RefSeq and is a predicted model, not a curated record.